[Candida] anglica is the source of this 1554-nucleotide messenger RNA. The record is from the annotation of a GenBank genome assembly. NCBI's taxonomy places the organism in Eukaryota, Fungi, Ascomycota, Pichiomycetes, Serinales, Debaryomycetaceae.
AUGACUACCAGGUUUUUACAGUUUGAGUACCCUCCUCAACUUUAUCGUUCUGAAAUAGAACGUCAUUCAGUAAAUGUGAAUGAAUAUCAUCAAGAAAUUGUUGCAACAAUGCUUCAUUCCAUAAAAAAUAAUAGACCAAAUCUUGAACUUUAUCAACAACAACCAUAUCUUACAUUUGCCAUUAGAGGUAAGCUUAUUGAUUUCCUUUUGAAAAUGUCAAUUCGUCUUAAAAUUUUACCAUUUGUAUUUUUCAGAGCAGUUAAAAUCUUUGAUAGAUAUUGUUCUAAAAGAGUUGUUUUACUUGAUCAAAGUCAACUUAUCAUCACUACAUGUCUUUGGAUAGCACUGAAAGUACAAGGUGGUAAUAAUCAUUUUGUGAAUCUCAGUAAUGUAGGUAAACUUUCCGAUGUUAAAACCAUUACUGAUUUAGGUUAUGGAUCUGGAGGACGUCUUUUAGGACCAACUGAAAGAUUUAGAUUACCUAAAUUACAUGAACUUGUUAAACUUUGUGGAGCCAAAUGUAAAUAUGAUCAAGGAAUGUUCAAACAAAUGGAAAUCCAUGUCUUAUCAACUUUGGAAUGGUCAUUAAAUGAUCCAUCAAUUGAAGAAUUUUUAACAAAUUCUUCAGAAUUUAAUAUUACUCCACUGCUGGAAGAUUCAACCAUUGCACGUGAAAUCUUCAAAACUAAAGAAUAUCUUAGUUAUGUUGCAUUAUAUUGCAAUGAACUCAUUGAUGUUGAUGUCAUUGAAUUAAGUGAAGCCAUUUGUUCCAUUACCAAUGAAGCAUUAAACAUUAGAAAAAAUGAUUGUUAUUAUCAAAAGGUUAACUUUGUACCUUCAAAUGAUUCAGAUGAUGAAUUCUUUUAUGAAUCUACAACUACCACCACCACUACUCCAUCCAAUUCUCGUCAUUUAUCAAUGCGUGUUAUCAAACAACACCUCAUAAGUUCAGUUAAAAACUCCUCAGAUUUCAUUUUAAAACUCUUUGAAUCGGCUGGUCCUCAACAAGUAUACAAUUCUGUGAUGUUUAAUAACAACAACAAUAAUUCCAUUAAUACUCACAUUUCAUCAUAUCAUGCGUUAUCUCCUAGACAACCUCCAAGGAAACGUAAUGUCACCAACUCCCCUAAUAAUAAUAUUCAUAAAAAGACUCCCAUUGGAAAAUAUUCUUGCAUUCCUCCCCCUCAUCAACUUCCUCAUAACUUCACUGCUUUCAAUGAUAAAAUGUAUUCACCAGUUGUGUUACCCAGUGUUUUACUUAAAUAUAAUCAUAGUCAUGGAGAUUCUGUUUCGGGAGCAUCUUCAACAAUCUCAACCAGUUCAAAUUUUGAUGAUGGUUCUGAUUCUCUAACCCCGACCGCAACAAAACUCCCCCAUAUCAUCACAGCCAUAACUCAUAAUAACAAUAGCCAAGCGAGUCUCCACUCGCAAUGCUCUUCCCGUAAUGAUGGACUGAUAUUUGACCAUGAAUCAGGACAACAUCCGGUUUGCAGUGCUGGCACUCCUUCAAGUGAAGCGGAUUCACCAUUGCUUCAUUUGAUGAAAUUAGACUAA